GUAACUUAGCCGUCCACGCGGAAUUGUUUGUUCAUUGUAAUGGAAAACCUUGAUCAGAGUAACAAUAAAAACGUGUCGCUGAGUUUAAUUGCCGAAUAUGGCUCGGAAUCCGACUCGGAAGACACGAGAUCGAAUGACAAUAUGGGAAAUGAAGAUUCGGAUGCUGUGGAACUCAGUGAGAUGGUGCUAAAGAAUAAUAUUAUCAAUGCCUGUGCGCACGGUCCACUAUCGGAAGGUAGUGAGAGUGAUGUCGGGGUUACAAGACACAUGAUAAUUGAUAGCUCAGAGAGUGGAAUCGUGGAAUACGAUGUAACCGAGUACAGAGAUUUGGACAGUGAUUCUGACUCCAGUUCAGAUGACUCUAGUGACAGUGAUGUAGAUUCUGUAAAAGAUAUUGAAGAAUUAUCUAGCGGAGAUGAAUUAGAUGGCAGCAACCGUGGCAAGCUUGAACCUCCGAAGGUGCAUGGCGAGCUCGGGCUGGACGAUUUGCCACCCAUAGAAGAUCUUGCCAUUAGUCUUCCAGCACAAGAAACCACAAAAAUUGGAACUAUUAUCAGUGUAGUUGAUAGAUUAGUUAUAGUACGAGCAAUAUCUGACUCUACAGUGGUAGAUUUGGAUAGCAUUCUUUUUCUAGACAAUGGAGCCAGAGCCUUAGGAAAAGUUUUUGAUGUUUUUGGACCUGUGACGGAGCCGCACUACUGCGUGCGCUUCAACUCGGCGGAGCACGCGCGCGCGCGCGGCGCGGCGGAGGGCGCGGCCGUGUUCGUGGCGCCGCGCAGCCGCCACACCAGCUACGUCUUCCUCUCUGCGCUGAUGAAAGCAAAGGGUUCUGAUGCGUCAUGGCUGAACGAUAUAGAGCCUCCACCAAACCACAUCGACUAUUCGGAUGACGAGGAAGAACGCAAAGCAAACAAGGCUAAAAAAGACCAUCAAAAACAAAAUAAACAGCAAGAUUCAUCUGACACUGGAGAGCAUUCUAAAACCCCUCCUAGAAAAAUGCUAGAAGCGAGACGAAAUCGACCUUCAGAAUCGAGUAGUAGAUUUGGUGGUUCGAGUCGAGGUCGCGGUUCAGCUCCAGGUUUCCGAAGAUAUCCCAAUCAAUUUGCGAGGGCUCAAAAACCUUGGACCGACCAAGAGAUGAGAACCCCCCCACCACAUCCCAAUGUAGACCCUGGUGGUGCUUACAUUACCCCUCCAACCUUUAACCCCAUGUUUGCCCCUUUCAUCCCCACACCACCCCCGUAUAUGAUGAAUAGGCUCCCGUUUAAUAGAAACCCUAGGAUGCAAGGGUUACCUCCAAUGAAUAUGCCCCCUUUCAAUCAAAAUCUCCCAGUUUUCGGUUCUAAUUACUGUAAUAUGCCCGGACAGUUACCUCAAUGGGUCCACGGUCCCCCGCCGCCGCCUCCAAGCACGUAAUUAUAUUUGAAAACAUCUUGAGAUCUUACAAAUUAAUACAUUUAGUCAAUAGCUAGUGCUGUGCUUAACAAAACUAGUUUGCUUAUCCAAAUAUCUAUAUUUAUAACGAAUAAAAUGUAAUACGGAGUUCAAUAAGGUUUUUAUUUGAGUAUAUUUUUAUACAGUAAUAAAAAAAAUUAGAAAUAGACUAUGUUUUGUAUAUGUAUUGAUUUUUUUUCUUUUUUAAGUGAGAAAACAGUUUUGGUUAAGCGUGAAUUUGCAUUAAUGUUAUUGUAUAUGCACUUGAGUUUUAUGUUUUAAAGUAUUUGUGUUGUAUAGAGAAAAUGUCUAGACAGAAAUUUUGUCCUUACAACUAAAAACUACUGGCAGCAAAUAAAAAAUACGGGAAAUUCGAAUUAUAUAAUAGUUACAGACUGCCAUAAUGUAUUGAACAAGUGUUAGUUCAUGUUCCAAUGAUAUUCAUCUGAAAUAAGUCUUAUUUUAACAAAACUCUGUAAAACUAUUGUAUGUAGUUAUAAUUUUUUUUUUAAUUAAAAGGCAUCUUGUUUA
Molecule: messenger RNA, 1965 nt
Organism: Melitaea cinxia (Glanville fritillary)
Lineage: Eukaryota; Metazoa; Arthropoda; Insecta; Lepidoptera; Nymphalidae
Product: H/ACA ribonucleoprotein complex non-core subunit NAF1
Exons: 5
Coding region: 40-1416 (458 amino acids)
Biological process (GO): ribosome biogenesis; box H/ACA snoRNP assembly; pseudouridine synthesis
Cellular component (GO): sno(s)RNA-containing ribonucleoprotein complex
Molecular function (GO): RNA binding
Source: RefSeq, a predicted model, not a curated record